This is a messenger RNA of Diplodia corticola, 1056 nucleotides long. RefSeq names its product akap7 2 5 rna ligase-like domain protein. Lineage: Eukaryota; Fungi; Ascomycota; Dothideomycetes; Botryosphaeriales; Botryosphaeriaceae. Gene Ontology annotation, cellular component: nucleus. The transcript has a single exon. The record is from RefSeq and is a predicted model, not a curated record. Bases 1 to 1056 code for a protein of 351 amino acids. Gene Ontology annotation, biological process: DNA alkylation repair; regulation of DNA-templated transcription.
AUGCCUCGCCGCGGAUUCGGCAAAGGGAAAGGCGGGUACAAGGGCCCGCUCCCAGGGCCUGAAAAGAGCGACGCAGAGGGCGAGCGGUCCGUCACGGCGCAGAAGCCCGCAAAAAGGCCGCCCUUAACUCACUUCCUCUGCCUGCCGCUCGUGACCGCAGAGUCGAGGCCGCAGCUGCAAGCAUCGCUGCAAAGGUUCAAGGAAGCCGUGCUACGUCAGGAGGACGUCGGAUUCGACGCCGAUUUGGGAGCAGAGCAGGAUUACGGAGCGGGGUCGCCAGUGCGUGUGGGGGACCAGGAGCGCCGACUGCCCACCACUACCUCGAUUCCUGAAAAGGCCAUCCGGCCUGUUGGCACGCUACACCUCACGCUUGGUGUGAUGAGCCUCCCGACUCCCGAGAAGGUCGACGAGGCAAUCUCCCUCUUGCAAAGCCUGGAUCUGGCUGCCCUACUCGGGGCGAGCCAGCCUGCAAACCCUGCCGCCGCCGAUGCCGGAAAAGAUGUACCGGCACCAGAUGUAGCACAUGUAAACGCCUCGGACCACUCACCUCUGGUCAUUUCCUUGAGAUCGCUAUUUUCCAUGCAUCCCCCUCACAAGACAUCCAUCCUCUACGCAGAGCCCGAAGACCCGACGCGCCGACUGCAUUCGUUCUGCAAUGCCCUCAGGCAAAUGUUCACGGAAAAAGGUUUGGUUAUUGAGGAUACACGGCCUCUUAAACUCCAUGCGACUGUAGUUAACACAACCUACGCAAAGACCAGAGGAAGGCACGGUAAGGGCUUCAUCAGAAGCGGCACUGGCUCGUCAGAGCAAUCAAAGGAGGGUACCGCUGAAGCUUCCACAGGCACUUCGACUGGGCACGGGCCGAACGCUCGUGCGCCUAUUCGGCUAGAUGCAACCCCAUUACUCUCAAAGUAUGCGGAUCAUAUUUGGGCCGACAGCAUACAUGUAGACAGAGUUUCCAUCUGCAAAAUGGGCGCAAAGAAGAUCCUCAAUUCACAGGGGAUUGUGGUUAGCGAGGAGUAUGAACAGAUUGCAUCAGCUGAGAUUAGAGGAUAG